Molecule: messenger RNA, 1689 nt
Organism: Trypanosoma theileri
Lineage: Eukaryota; Euglenozoa; Kinetoplastea; Trypanosomatida; Trypanosomatidae
Product: serine palmitoyltransferase
Exons: 1
Coding region: 1-1689 (562 amino acids)
Biological process (GO): sphingosine biosynthetic process; ceramide biosynthetic process
Cellular component (GO): serine palmitoyltransferase complex
Molecular function (GO): pyridoxal phosphate binding; serine C-palmitoyltransferase activity
Source: RefSeq, a predicted model, not a curated record
AUGCCUACUUAUAUUACGUCUGAAGAUGUUGUGGACUCACGUGGGAGCCCGGAAUUAAUCGCCACUAAAUGUGAAGCACUGUUAGGGUUUUCCGUGGAGGCCUCCAAUAAGAAGGAGCCUGUGCCACCGUAUAUUUCACUACAGGAGAAGGUUAAGGAAGGUGAAAAGGAAAGCAGUGCUUUAUCUACACAAUCCCAGAAACAGCAGCAGAAGGAACAACAACAGAAACAAGAGGAAGAACCGCAAUCAAAGGGUAUUUCACUGGUGGUUGUGUUGACAACAUAUCUGACGUUUGGCGUCCUUUUCAUAUUCUCCCAGGUUCGCGAAUGGUACCGUAAGAAGUAUUCUAAAGCCAAAGGUAAUGAAGACUACGCACCACUUACGAAAGACUUUGAUGAUCUUUGGCAGCGUCAUUUCUACCGUCGUCUCCGUGACUGUUUUAACCAUCCAAUUGAUUCCCGCCCUUCACGUGUCAUUGGAGUUAUGGAACGUGUGUCACAUGAUAAUAACCUCACCUUACCUCUCACAGGUAACAUUAUCCCUUGUGUGAAUCUUUCUUCAUACAACUACCUUGGAUUUGCUGAGGAUACUGAGAGUAUCACACAUCAGGUUAUUGAUUCUCUUGAUCGCUAUGGUAUUGCCUCCUGCAGUGCCCCUCAGCAAGCCGGACAACAUGGACCUUUGUCAGAGCUUGAGCGUGGUAUUGCAGAGUUCCUUAACAAGGAUGAUGCUAUUGUGUGUGGUAUGGGAUUUGGCACAAAUUUUCGUGGACUUCCAGCUCUCUUCGGUAAUGACUCACUUGUUAUAUCAGAUAGUUUGAAUCACUCAUCACUGGUAAAUGGUGUGCGUGUAUCUGGUGCAAAAGUAAAAGUCUUUAAGCAUGAUAACUUUGAGCAGCUAGAGACACUACUACGUGAAGCUGUUGUUCUUGGAAGGAGUACAAAAGAAGAUGAGUACAUCCCAUGGGCACGUAUUGUUAUUAUUGUUGAAGGUGUAUACAGCAUGGAAGGAGAAAUUGUCGAUCUUGCACGUGUUGUAGCUCUUAAGAAGAAAUACGGUGCACUGCUCUUUGUGGAUGAAGCACACUCCAUUGGCGCUAUUGGCCGUACAGGACGUGGAGUUACAGAGCACUGUGGUGUUGACACAAAGGAUGUGGAUAUUCUCAUGGGUACUUUCACCAAAAGCUUUGGUUCUAUUGGUGGUUACAUAUCUGGUGAUCAGAGUGUGAUUGAUUAUCUUCGCACACACAGCUCCAUCUCCCUUCACUGCGAUACACUUGCCCCACCAUGCACCCAACAGGCCCUUUCUGCUUUGGAUGUAAUUAAAGGUCUUGAUGGCACAGACUUGGGAUGUAAACGCAUUCAACAACUUAAAGAGAAUUCCCGCUUCUUCCGACAAGGUCUCAUUGCCCGUGGAUUCACUGUCCUUGGCAACGAUGCCUCUCCGGUGGUUCCCGUGAUGUUGUAUCAUCCCUGCAAGUUAAUGAUGGUGGCGAGGGAGUGCAUGCGGCGGGGACUCGCUGUUGUGAUUGUCGGAUAUCCGGCCACGCCGCUGCUGGAGGGACGCGUGCGCUUUUGCGUCUCCGCCGCUCACACCCGCGAGGAUCUGCAGUUUGCGCUGGAUGUGAUGGAGGAUGUCGCCGCAGAGGUGCACAUUCAGUUUAACCCACGUAAGCCCAUUGAAGAGUAA